This is a messenger RNA of Chilo suppressalis (striped riceborer), 2214 nucleotides long. The record is from the annotation of a GenBank genome assembly. NCBI's taxonomy places the organism in Eukaryota, Metazoa, Arthropoda, Insecta, Lepidoptera, Crambidae.
AUGUUGUCUAUUUGUCUACAGAGUCCCGGCGCAGUGAGCGGGCCCGGCGGGGACGCACAGAGCGGCUCCAGGGACGCGCUCGACGUACGUUACUCGCUAGCUGCGCUUGCCGAUGACUACACCAAGCGCAAGCACGUGGUGCGGGUAACCACCGCCGCUGGAGCCGAGCUUUUGCUACAGGCGGAAGGCGCGGCGGACGCGCAGCGAUGGCUGGCGGCUCUAAGGCGGCACUCAGCGGAGCCUCCCCCCGCGGACAGCGUGCCCCCCACACCAGUACCUCUCUCAGUGCCCACUACACAGCAAGCGGAGUGUCCGUCCCCACUACCGCCGCAACGCAGUAAGAAGAUCGGCAGGAAUAGAUCACCCACAGUGCCGACGAUAGCAGGUCCGCCUACGCCGACUCUCCCUUCGUCGCCGAAAAACAAGACGUGGAAGGGUCGUAUGGCGAAGCAACUGCGUCGGAUGCACGGCGGCGCCAGUAAUGCGACCCCUGCCUCUACUGGAUGGUUGGGGGCGCCGCUGGAACGAUGCCCUUCCGACCCCGAGAAUCCGCUCGUUCCGAAGGCAGUCACUCUACCAGCGCAAGCUGUGGAGUCGUACGGCCUCCGCACUGUGGGCGUGUACCGCGUGCCCGGCAACGCGGCGGGCGUGGCGGCCCUCGCUGCGGCCCUGGACCGCGGCGAGCCCCCGCCCGCCGGCGACGCGCGCUGGGCCGAUGUGCACGUGGCCUCGUCGCUACUGAAGGCCUAUCUGCGCCGCCUGCCCGACCCGCUGCUCACCGCCGACCUCUACCCCGCCUUCAUAGCGGCAGACCGGUCUACAGAGAGGGCGCGCGAACUGAGAAGACUAGUCCACGCUCUCCCAGAAGCACACUACGAAACUCUAAAGUACCUAGUGCAGCAUUUAAGACGCGUGGUGGCACACUCGUCGCACAACAAGAUGGAGGCACGCAACCUCGCCAUAGUGUUCGGGCCGACGCUGGUCCGCGCCGCCAGCGACGACAUGCUGGCGAUGGUCAACGACAUGUCCAGCCAGUGCCGCAUCAUCGAGUCCUUCUUGACGCACUACGAAUGGUACUUCGAGGAGGAGGAGGGCGAGCCCCCAAUGGAGCCCCCGCCCGCGGCCGAGGAGCUGUCCCCCGCGCCGGCGCCUUCGAGAGAUCUGCUCAUACACAACGUUAAAAAGAUUGAAGGCAAGGACGUGUCAACACGCGACAUAGUAUCAUCUAUAAUCUCGGCGGCGAACCGCAAGAUUCAGCGCAAACCGCGCAAGGACAAGAAGUGGGAGGAAAAGUCCUCCCCUCCCCGCUCGCCUCCCGCGAUCCCCCCGCACUACGACGCCGCCAGGGAAGAACGCGCGCUGCACAAAAUCGACAUAGAAAGUAUGACAGCGCUGAAUCGCGGACGACACGAAACCUUCACUAUCGAUGGGGCCGGCGAUCUCGUGUCCUCGCUGACGAGCACGUUCGACCAGAAGCUGCGGUCGCUGAACAACUCGUCGCCGCUCGACGAUGGCAGCAUCCCGUACGCGGACGAAGCUCAGGAAGACAACGAGGACGGCAAAUCGAGCGGCUCGCCCUCCGAGGGCAGUCUACGCAGCGAGCGGGCUUCCCCCGCGGCGCGCGCCCACGAACUGAAGGCCGCGUGGCUCGCGCGAGACGUGCGACACUCCUCGUCCAGCAGCGACGAAACCGCGUGGCCGACCGCAACACGACGCAACGACCCGCCCUCCCCGCCCUCACCGCCCGACGACGCCGACGACUCCGAAAAGGAAAACUGCUCCAACGCCCCGCCCGCCUCCCCCGACCGAGCCGGCGGCGAAUCGCGAGACGAGCCGGACGCGACGCACGCCAAACCGAAGCGCACCGAGUCGCUCAACAGAGAAGGCAGCCGGACGGAGACGCGCGUGCUCCGUUCCGAGUCGCUCAACUGCCGGGCGCGGCCGGAGCCCGAGCGCGAGUGGGCGGCGGCCGCGUUCCGGCGCCGCGACGCCGCCGCCGCGUGGCGCUCCACCAAGCUCAAGCGCAAGAACGGCAUGCCCGAGCGCGGCAUCAAGCGCCGGCACACGGUGGGCGGCACCAAGGACUUCGACAAGGACGGCUGGAGCGCCCGGCACACGCGCACGUCGUCGCCCGACCUCACCGCCGCCACCACUGCCGUGUGGCCCGCGCCGCUGGUGCCGCCGCCGCGGCCGCCGCUCGAGUCGCACGUGUGA